AUGGUCCCCCUGGCUCAGACCCUGACACUGCUGGCAGUGGCCAUGGCCACCAUGGCUGUUGAUGCGAUCCCCCUGGACAUGGCCCCGGACUCCUUUGAUGACCAGUACAAGGGCUGUGGCCCUGCCAUGAAGGCGGCAUUGCUGACCCUCAGCUGGUCUGAGUUUGAGCAGAACAAGAAGUUUGCCGAGGUUUGGGCAAAGGCUGUAGCCGAGUGGCAGAGUCAGGGGCCCUCUGAGUCCCCUCUGUCCCCAGACCAGGCCACUGCCAUCAUGGCCUUCUCAAUGGAUGGCCUGACCACCAGCAUGUUCAAUGAUGCUGUGCGCGUGGCCGGGCGCUCCCGACAGGAAUACCUGGACAACUUCCACUUCAAAACGCUGCAUUUCCUGCUGACCGACGCCCUGGCCACGCUGAGGGACGCUCAGAAAGGGCAGUGUCGGGAUGCGUUCCUGAAGGUGUGUGACACCCGGUUCGAGGCACAGCUUGGCGACACGGUUCGGUUUGGUCUAUUCAUGACGGUAUUCCCGAGCAAACCAAUUGGCGAGUGCCCCGGUGAGACAAUGCUCGAGCUGCGCACGUGCCAUGGCGUGGAAUUGCAGUUUUCCAGCGAACAGCCGGAACCUGACAUGGUGCUGAUCCCACCCUUUGAGACCUUCAAGGUCACCCAAUACACCCAGGAAGGGGACAAGACACAGAUCCAGCUCCAGUCCACCGGGACCUACAGCAAAUACAACUGCGAGUGGCUGGGAGGUGGGAGUGUCCCCAGUGCCCCCUUCCACGUUGGAGGACUCCUUCUGGCCACCACAGCCCUGACACUGGCCACUGGAAUCCUCUGA
This is a messenger RNA of Camarhynchus parvulus, 834 nucleotides long. RefSeq names its product erythroblast NAD(P)(+)--arginine ADP-ribosyltransferase-like. NCBI's taxonomy places the organism in Eukaryota, Metazoa, Chordata, Aves, Passeriformes, Thraupidae. The coding region runs from base 1 to 834 and encodes 277 amino acids. Gene Ontology annotation, molecular function: NAD+-protein-arginine ADP-ribosyltransferase activity; NAD+ poly-ADP-ribosyltransferase activity. The transcript has 2 exons. The record is from RefSeq and is a predicted model, not a curated record.